UUGUGUGGGUGCCCGUGGUCUUGAAUGAAAACUAAACUGCGGUCGUUCUCGAUUCGCCAUCAAAUUUCAGUCUGGUCUCGGUGUUUCUCCCCGUUGCGUCAAGUUUUCGGUGUGGCUUCGAAAGAAGCGAUUUGCGAGAGUGCUCGGAUUUUCUUUUUCUCGGAUUGGUGUUUUCAGCUGAAAGUUUUUGCCAAAGUGGGUGCGCGGCGAGCAGUGUGAUAUAGGGAGGAGGUGCAUCAUUCCGUGUAAAAGUGUCUAGAUUUUCCUUCGUUUCGGUGGUGUGGCUGGCUUGUGAUCACGGAUAAAGUUCGUUUGGACUUUCCUAUGGAAAGAAUGUGGAUUUCGGUCGUUCUGCACUAGCGAAUUAUACUAUCUCAAUACUGGAAGGCACUACAAGUGGAUUCAAAAGUGAAAAUUUUCUGUGUGAAAAAUCUACUUUAUCGGUCGUUUCCUGCGUGCGGCAGUAGGAGGAGGGUGGUGUUGUGGAAGGUGCGAACUAAAAAAAAAGUAAGGAAGUAGGGAAAAGCUUCUGAGUUACGGAGGUAGAGAGAAAGAGAAGUAGCAGCAAGAACAAGAAGCCGUGGCCAGCAGCAAAAAUGGGUAAAACCAAAAUCUACUGCAGCAAGUGCCAGAAAAAGUGCUCCGGGGAGGUACUACGUGUCACGGACCGCUAUUUCCACAAAUCGUGCUUUCAGUGCACCAAAUGUAACAAAUCGCUGGCGACCGGCGGUUUCUUCUCCAAGGAUGGUGCCUACUAUUGCACACUGGACUAUCAGAAACUCUACGGAACCAAGUGCGCCGUCUGCAAUCAGUACGUGGAGGGUGAGGUGGUAUCCACGAUGGGUAAUACAUAUCAUCAAAAGUGUUUCACCUGUAGCAAGUGCAAGCAGUCGUUCAAAUCGGGUAGUAAGGUCACUAACACUGGAAAGGAAGUGCUCUGCGAGAGCUGCGUUCAGACUCCAGUUCCGGAAGUAGCACCAAUAGUUUCAGCCCAGACAACCUCGACCACCACAUCGCCCAAAAGGCAGAUCGAGCAGAAGCAAGAGCAGAAAACUAUCAAAGAAAUCACAUCGAGUCCAACAAAAGCCGCAACAUUGCAACACCAUCAGGAUGCGGUACGGAAACACCACAGCAACAAGGAUCAAGACCCGAACGAAUGCGCCGGAUGUCAACAGCAGCUAAAAGAGGGCCAGGCCCUGAUUGCUCUCGACCGUCAGUGGCACAUCUGGUGUUUCAAGUGCAACGCUUGCGGUGUAACGCUCAAUGGCGAGUACAUGGGUAAGGAUGGCGUUCCCUAUUGCGAAAAAGAUUUCCAGAAAUCCUUCGGGGUAAAAUGUGCCUACUGCAACCGUUACAUCAGCGGGAAAGUGCUGCAAGCCGGUGACAAUCAUCACUUCCAUCCGACGUGCGCCCGAUGCACAAAGUGUGGCGAUCCGUUCGGCGAUGGAGAGGAAAUGUAUCUGCAGGGAGGUGCGAUAUGGCAUCCACGAUGUGGGCCAGGCCCCUCGUCGGAAUCGGGGAUACUGAACGGGGUGGAAGCUAAUGGAUUCAACACCGAGACCGAGUUCGAUCGGACCAGCACAAGUGCAAUGAGUGAAAUACAGUUUUCGUUACGUUCACAAACACCAAGUUUGAGUGGUUCUGUUUAUAGUCCUUACACGCAUAGAAAGUAUCAUCGCACUACUAGCCCGGGGCUAAUUCUGAGAGAGUACAAUCGCCAAGGUUACGAGGAUAUCGCUCGUAUCUACACCUACAGCUACCUAACAGACGAGCCGCACUAUCUGAGGAAACCGAUCGAACCCUACGACAAGGCACCUGUGUCGCCCCAUUUCCAUCGCCCACAUCACUACGGCAGUGGAACGCGAUCCACUUCCGGCUCGCGCUCGCACUCGCGCAGUCGCAGUGCGAUGAAAGUGAUGGUGGACAGUAUCCGAUCGGAAACGCCACGCCCCAAGAGCCCCGGAAUGAACAACGAGGAGCCGAUCGAGCUGAGUCACUAUCCGGGAGCGAAGAAGCCCCCGCCAGGCGAGAAACCAAAGAUCGAGCGGGAUGAUUUUCCCGCCCCACCGUAUCCCUACACGGAUCCCGAGCGACGUCGCCGGUACUCCGAUUCGUACAAGAACAUUGAAUCGGAUGAUGAAGUCGACCAUCACGCGAAAAACAAGGAGGAUAAGGAAAAUGAGACUGAACGCCGUCUUCGAAGAGAGGAAGAAGAGUUGAGCAAACUGAAAUCAUCCGGAAUGGGCAAAGUCAUCCUGAAGGACCUCCAGGAGCAUAAGAAAUACGAAACCUGGAAGCGGGAGAACCUCGAUCCACGGAAUGCUUCGCGCACUCCGUCGGCUUCGAAGGAACCGAGCUACCGGUUGCGCUACGAAUCACCGGUUGGUGCAUCACCGUCCCGAAACCUGGACUACCAGCGACCUCAAGAAGACGAAUAUUUCGAUCGAUCGACCAGCUACCGCGGCUCUGUUGGCCGCGCGAUCGGAAAUGCGCCAAGCUAUAACGUGGUGAGUUCCUUACGACAAGUACCUAAACCGGGUUACGGCUUGGCCCCUCGUUCACAUACCUUCAGUUCCGCUACAUCUGGUUCUGCUCAUGGUGUUCCUGAUUUCUCGUUCGGUGGACUUGGAGAUAAGACCCACAGUACAGAAUUCAGCUGCGGCAAGAGUGAUAUCUCCGUCGACUCAAUAACGGAAGGUGACCGCCGCGCCCUCGGAGCGGAUAUACCUGCCUCGAGCACUUACUCCGGUGCCCUUUCUUACCACUAUCCCCAGCAGCCCAUUCGUCGCAGCCUGCCCAAUAUGGCCCAUUCCAUGCUGGUACACGAACCGGCCAAGAUUUAUCCGUACCAUCUACUGCUGAUCACCAACUACCGGCUGCCGUCGGAUGUGGAUAGAUGUAAUUUAGAGCGCCACCUGUCGGACGUGGAGUUCGAAGCGAUCCUGCAGAGUUCCAGGGCCGAGUUCUAUCGUAUGCCCCAGUGGAGACGCAACGAAAUCAAGAGACGUGCUCGUUUAUUCUAGGACAAAGACAAAGAUGAUUUUUUCGUCGAAAAGUACACGGCGCGGCUGCUGUUAAAACUAAGUAACAACAACGUACUAUUUUAAAUUUAUUUUUUUAAGCAAAUGACUACGCUAAACAUUAUCGUACUGGAUUGGUAGGAAACAAACAAACCAACAUUGGAUUGAUCGUAAGAAAUUGAGUCAUGAAACUAUUUUUUGUACACAAACCUGUAGAACAGUGAAAUCGUGCAAAUUGGGCAAACUUUGGAAGAGAAGUUAUGGGAAAAGUAAUUAAUAUAAAAAAGAUCCCUUUUGCUUUCGCUUCAGACACUAUUGUCUCGUAAGUCCUAGAAUGUCGAACGUAAUUAAAAACAAACACAAAUGAUAAACUAUUUUUUCAGCCUAAGCAAAACCACGUUAAAUACAUAAAAUAAAAGUCAGUAGAUGAAAAAUGAAGCUAUAAACCGUAAAAGGGGAAAGGGAUAUAAACUGCAUUUAUAAACGAGUUUCUGGCGCUAAACACCUACAUUCAUUUCGGUUCGAUCCUUAACUUUGUUCCGUGUUUUUAGUUUUAUUUUAUGAAGCACUUGUUUAGGGUUAUGAAUAAUUUAGCUGAGGCGGGUGGCUUGUGAUAGCAGAAUGCGGUUAAUCGAGACAUCUGGAAAUGAUGCUUCACAUUUUAUUGGAUUCGUGUAUACACACCGUAAAUGAAAUGAACGAUUAUAGCCAAGACAUUUGAAGGGGAAUAAAAAGCGUCGUGGAAAAUAGCCUUACAUAUGAAACAGAGAUAAGUUUUAUCAGCGUAAAUUAUAUAUAUAUAUAUAUAUAUAUAUAUAUAUAUCAUAACUAGCUUAUUUAUAAAAAAAAUAGUUUCAAGAAGCGGAUAAACACAGACGCAGAGCCAAUACAUGUUUGCUUAUGUUCCUUUUUUCACGAGUGGAAUAUUAGCAAAACGCAUUGGACAGUAUCGGGGUGCUUCGAACAACAACUUUACGUGCAAUGGGAAUCGGCACACGUGGCUCGUUUUCAAUCGUAAGUGUAUAGGAAUUUCAAUUGAUAUCUUAUUGUCCAACGCCGCACAAUGGAGUCGAUUUAAAAAAAAACAAUUGUUGGGGAGAAAUAAGUUUUAUCCCGCUUCAAAAAAAGAGAAAGUAAGGAAAAGCGCGCGUUGAAAUGGCAUAAUAAAAAAAAAAUUGUGGCUUUGAAAAUAGUACUUGUAUGGACACCGUGAUUUCGGUUCAAGUUUUUGUAACGACGUUCGCUUCGCAGGAACUCAUAAAGAUGUUCAAACGGACCUGCUUUAAUGGUGUUAUUCUGUAAGAGAUUUAAACUAAAUUUUGAAAAUCACAACUGCCAUAGGAAGAAAUAAACGACAACUUAAAGUGACCCAUCAUAAAACGCCAGCAAAUUUGUGAUUAACUGCAGUGUUCUACGCACCACAAACACAGCCAAAUGAGGUGAAAGCUCUAGCAAUAACUGCGGCAAUUCAAAUCAAAAGAAGCUAAAAGAUACAAAAAACAACCAAACAAUACCAAUAUAUAAAACUGAGGGAGUAAAAAACAAGAUUUUUAGGCAACUUUCGAGAGUAAAACUGAACUUAAUGAUAUUUUCUCUUUGUAAUAGCAUUAGAUUGUAGACGUGUUUGCAAAUUGCCUAAAACGAGUUCG
Toxorhynchites rutilus septentrionalis is the source of this 4669-nucleotide messenger RNA. It is a transcript of the gene Unc-115a, whose product is annotated as actin-binding LIM protein 2. The record is from RefSeq and is a predicted model, not a curated record. Gene Ontology annotation, biological process: cytoskeleton organization; lamellipodium assembly. The coding region runs from base 597 to 3023 and encodes 808 amino acids. Gene Ontology annotation, molecular function: actin filament binding. The transcript has 11 exons. Gene Ontology annotation, cellular component: actin cytoskeleton. NCBI's taxonomy places the organism in Eukaryota, Metazoa, Arthropoda, Insecta, Diptera, Culicidae.